Molecule: messenger RNA, 10608 nt
Organism: Loxodonta africana (African savanna elephant)
Lineage: Eukaryota; Metazoa; Chordata; Mammalia; Proboscidea; Elephantidae
Product: zinc finger protein 432-like
Biological process (GO): regulation of transcription by RNA polymerase II
Molecular function (GO): DNA-binding transcription factor activity; RNA polymerase II cis-regulatory region sequence-specific DNA binding
Source: RefSeq, a predicted model, not a curated record
GGUCGCUGCGGGUUCGGAAGAGAAUCGGGUUUACUGCAUACUUCUCUGGUGUUCUCUAUGAAUUGCUGACAUUUGAUGAUGUAGCCGUAAAGUUCACCUGGGAGGAGUGGCAGCUCCUGGACCCUGCUCAGAAGGACCUGUACCUGGAUGUCAUGUUGGAGAACUAUAGCAACCUGGUGUCCAUGGGGUAUCAAGCUGGCAAUCCAGAUACACUGUCCAUGUUGGAACAAGAAGAAGAACUAUGGAUAACAGAAGAUGAAAUCCACAGUCGAAUCUGUCCAGAAACCUGUAGGGUUGAUGAUCAUCUGCAAGGUCACUUGGAAAAUCAUGCAAUGCUGAAGUGUACUGAACAACGCCAUGAACAUAAUGCAUUUGGAAACAUUGUUCAUCAUAGCAAAAUUCAUUUUCCUUCCAGGCAAAAUCAUAAUAUGUUUGAGUUACACAUAAAAACUUUGAAAUCAAAUUUAAGUUUAGCCAACCAGAACAAAAGCUGUGAAACUAAGAACUCUGCUACACUUAGUGGAGGAGGGAAAUCAUUUCUGCAUGGUAAUCAUGAAAAAUUUCCUUCUGAAGUUAAAUUCCCUGUAAGUACAAAACUGUUCAGCACUAAGUCCCAAGUAAUUAAGCGUCAGAGACUUUACAAAAUAGAGAAAGCCCACAUAUGCAAUGAAUGUGGGAAAGCCUUCAUGAAGAAGUCUCAGCUCACGGAUCAUCAGAGAGUUCAUACAGGAGAGAAACCUUAUGGGUGCAGUGCAUGUGGGAAAGCAUUCUCCAGAAAGUCCAGGCUCAAUGAACACCAGAGAAUGCAUAAAAAAGAGAAAUCUCAUAUAUGCAGUGAUUGUGGAAAAGUCUUCACCAUAAAGAGUCGUCUGAUUGAACAUCAGCGAACUCAUACUGGAGAGAAACCCUAUGUGUGCAGUGAAUGUGGAAAAGGUUUCCCUGGGAAGCGUAAUCUUAUCGUACAUCAGCGAACUCAUACAGGAGAGAAAUGCUAUGUAUGUAGUGAAUGUGGAAAAGGUUUCACUGGGAAGAGCAUGCUCAUCAUACAUCAGCGAACUCAUACUGGAGAGAAACCCUACAUAUGCAGUGAAUGUGGGAAAGGCUUUACCACGAAGCAUUAUGUCAUCAUACAUCAGCGAAACCACACAGGGGAGAAACCCUAUGUAUGCAAUGAUUGUGGAAAAGGCUUCACCAUGAAGAGCCGUCUGAAUGAACAUCAGCGAAUGCAUACAGGAGAGAAACCUUACGUGUGCAAUGAGUGUGGAAAAGGCUUUCCCAGGAAGAGCAAUCUCAUCAUACAUCAGCGAAAUCAUGGAGUAGAGAAAUCCUAUCUAUGUAGUGAAUGUGGAAAAGGCUUCACCGUGAAGAGCAUGCUCAUUAUACAUCAGCGAACUCAUACUGGAGAGAAACCCUACAUAUGCAGUGAAUGUGGAAAAGGCUUCCCCUUGAAGAGUCGUCUGAUUGUACAUCAGCGAAUUCAUACUGGAGAGAAACCUUAUAAAUGCAGUGAAUGUGGGAAAGGUUUCAUUGUAAAUAGUGGACUAAUGUUACAUCAGCGAACUCAUACUGGAGAGAAACCCUACAUAUGCAAAGAAUGUGGAAAAGGUUUUGCCUUCAAGAGCAAUCUUAGUGUACAUCAGCGAACUCAUACUGGAGAGAAACCUUUUAAGUGCAGUGAAUGUGGAAAAGGCUUCACCAUGAAACGCUAUCUCAUCAUACAUCAGCAAACUCAUACAGUAGAAAAAAACCACAUAUGCACUGAAUGUGGGAAAGGCUUUACCAUGAGGAGCGAACUCAUUGAUCAUCAACAAAUUCAUACUGGAGAGAAACCCUAUGAAUGCAAAGAAUGUGGCAAAGGCUUCACUGUGAAAAGCCGUCUAAUCGUACAUCAACGAACUCAUACAGGAAGAAACCCUUUAUAUGCAGUGCAUGUGGAAAAGGCUUCUCGUCCAAGAGAAAUCUCCUUGUACAUCAGCAAACUCAUAAAGCAGAGAAACUCUAAUAAUGCAAUGAAUAUAGUAAAGCCUUCAGGAAGAAAACGUGCUUCAUACAGCAUGAAAGAUUUCACACUAGGUAGAUUUCCUUUGUAUGCACUGAGUGUGGUUAAUUCCAUUUCUUUUACAUAAGCAGAACUGUGGUGAGAUGAGUUCCUUUAUGCGGACUUUUGCCUUUAUUCUUUGAAGAAAAUAGCUUGAGAGAUUUUUCCCCUGAGGAGUUACAUUUCCCUAGUUUUCUACCCCAGAGGGUUUGGACUUUUGUCUAGAUUGAUUAACAUUUUCUGGGCAAACUGUGAACAACUUGAAGGUUUGAAACUUUUUGUCUGGCCCCUUGCGGUCUCCUUUGUGCUUGGUAUGUGCCUUGCAGGGUUUGGUCAAUAAACUAUGCAAAUGAAGUGACUGUAGCCUACAAUGCAAAUGAAGUGACUAUGGCCUACUGAGAUGGGAUUGGUCAGUUUGUGGCCCUGGUGGGAGUGCCAUGCCUUGAAAUUGACCAAACCAAAAACCCAUUGCUGUUGAGUCAAUUCUGACUGAUAGCAACCCUAUAGGACAGAGUAGAACUGUUUCAUAGGAUUUCCAAGGAGAGGCUGGUGGAUUCGAGUUGCUGACCUUUUGGUUAGUAGCCAUAUCUCUUAACCAUUGCACUCAGAAAUUUGUUUACAUUUGCAACCAAAAACAAAGAAGUUUUGAAAGGAAACAAGCAGAAAGGAAAAAAGGCAAAAGAGACAAAAAGAGAGAGGAAGUAGAGCAGAAGUGAGGAACCUCCUAAAAAAGUUGUAACAUGGGUUAAGGGCUGUAACACUGAAGACAGAGGCCUGAGAGAGGCCCUGCAGCAGGGCCGUUGGCAACAGGCCCAUAAACGGCCCUGCGGUAGAGUUGGUGCUGAUGGCAAAAACCUUAUGCUCAGAAUGCAACUAAGAGAGCUGAACAAAACUACUACACUAGCUAUUAGCUGGGCCAGUUAGCGAGGGAGAGGCUGAAAGAAGGAAGACCAAAUGCAGAGAGGUCUACAAGGCUGAGAGAGGGGGUGUGCAUGGUCAUGAGGGGGCAGAGAAAAGGAUUGCACAGCUGAGAGGAGGCAUGCUUGGCCAAGAAGAAGCCUGUUCUGAGGGGGCUGAGAGGAGGCCUGCACAGCCUAGAGGAGACUUGCACGGCAGAGAGAAGGUCCUGCUUUGCUUACACAGUUGAGAGAAUCUGAGAGAGCUGUCUUGCACUGAAGAAGGGACUGGAGGGAUGUGCUCUCCACAUCAGAGGAGCCUUCCAGAUUUUGCGUACAAGCUUCCUGAUCUUGAUCCUGAGUUGUACCCUGUUGAUCCUUGUAAAAAUGGUGUGGUGGCAUCAGACUUUGCCUAACUUCACAAGAGGAAGGAGAGAGAAUCAAGAUCAUCAGCCCAAGGCUGAUUACUAUGAGGUGGAAGUCAAACAUACCUCCAGCCUCCAAAUGUUUUACCAAUUCUGACACCAGCCAUUCUCCCCACGGCACUUUCUACUUCUAUGCUGGGUUCGAUAAUUUGUUGUAAUGGCCACACAGAACUCACAGACCAUACUCACAGUUAUGGGGCUUAUUAGGAAAGUAACAGGCUCAACUCGGGGUCAGGAUCAACAGGCUAUGUUGAUCAGGAAGCACGUAGGCAAAGUCUGGAUGGCUCCCCCAAAGUGGAGAGCACACCCUGUCCUUCUUCAGUGUAGGACAGCUCUCUCAGAUCUUUUUGGCCUUGCAAGCAGGCAGGCCCUUUUCUCUGCCAUGCACACCCCCUGAGGACAUGCCUGCUCUUGGCUCUCAGGACAGGCUUCUCUUGGUCCUGUCAUCUGUCACCACCAGCUCUGCCAUUGGUCCCCUUCCAGGCCUGUGGCCACCUUCAGUGUUACAGUCUUUGACCCUUGUCACUGUAGAGAAUGAACCAUUGACACUUCAUUUGCAUAGUAGGCUACAGACACUUCACUUGCACACUCUAGUCACCAAUCCCUGCAAGGUGCAUACCAGUCAACAGGGUAGGCUACAGCCCAGGGCCAGACAAAAAGUGUCAGAACAAGUUUUUUACAGCUUACCCAAGCAAUGUCAUUCAACUAGACAAAAGUAACAAGCCCUCUAGGGUAGAAAACUAGGGCAAAGGUAACUCCUUAAGGCUUAGGGGAAAAAUCUCUCAAGCUGUUUUUACAAAGAACCAAGGCAAAAGGCCACACAAAAGGAACUCAUUUCACCAUGUUGUUGUAUGUUGUUAGGUGCUGUUGAGUCAGUUCUGAGUCAUAGCAACUCUAUGUACAGCAGAAUAAAACACUGCCCGGCCCUGUGCCAUUCUCGUAAUCAUUGCUAUGUUUGAGUCCAUUAUUGUAGCCACUGUGUCAGUCCAUCUCGUUGAGGGUCUUCCUCUUUUUCGAUAACCCUGAUUUCACUGUACCAUGUUUUCUCUGCCUACACUGAUUAUAAAUUCCUUGAUAGUUUGGCAUUAAUUCAGUAGCCACUGAUCACUUGUGGCUAUUUAAAUAUAAAUUAAGUUUAAAAAUUUAGUUACUCAGUGUUGCCAGUCACAUUUCAAAAGCUCAACAACUACAUGUGGCUAGUGAGUACUAUAUUGCACAGUACAGACGUAGAACAUUUUCAUGAUGGCAGAACAUUCUGUUGGACAGUGCUGGUUUAUAGAAACUCAUAUUCCUCAUGACAUAGGAAAAUAAGUAUAUAUUGGUUUGGAAGAUGAAGGUGAAUGGACUAAAGAGGCAGAGAAUAUUUUUGUCACUGUAGAAAAUGAACCGUUGAAAGACUUCUAAAAAAGGGAAUUGUCCAAAAGUUUUAUUUGUGUGCAUAUGUGUGUGAUUAGAGAGACUUGAUAUCUGUGUGAAUAUAAAAGGGUGAAAGCAGAAAAGGGAAACGAUCCCAAGAAUAAGAGUAAAAAGGAUGAGAACCGCAAUCUAAGAUGAAGGAAAGGAUAGAAGGUGGAGGGAGGUAAAAUCACUUAGGUGUCUUGGAGAGGAACCCUCAUAUUUAUAUGCUCAGAGGCCUAUCACCUUUGAGACUUGCCCUCAUUUUAAAGAUGGCAUCUCUUCUCUGCCCUGCUGAAUUAGGGCAUGUGCUUUCUCUUUGUCAUUCCUUCUUACUCUCCUGUGAGUAGGCUCUUGUCCUCGUCCCCUUGCUCUAAUAAAGAUAAUUAUAUUCUGCUUAGAAUCCAAUAAUGAUAGCAUAUUCUGUGAGUCCUCCUUAUAGAAAAAGAAAUGGAAAUUAACCAUGCAGUGGCUGUGUCAGUUCCAUCCCAAACCCUGGAUUAUUGGGUGAUUCACUCCAACAAAGAUUUGUAAAUGUGUAAACUAUGCCAGGUGCUGUUGUUGAUACUGCUAGAUACUUUUGUAGUUUCAGAGGCCAGCUGCUUACAGUCUAGUGCAGGAGACGGGCAGUAAAAGAGAACAUCAGGUAGCAAUUUGUGUUAAGAAAAAGAGCAUAAUAAGUGUUUAGAUAAUUAUGGAGAUGCUAUUUAAGUUGAAGUUUUCUGAGGCCUUUCUGGGGAGGUGGCAUUUGAGUCAAGAACUAAAUUGAGGGGAAUCAGGCAGCAUAAUAUUUCUAAGGAAAGAACAUUAUAGGAUUGUUUCUAAAUAGACUGUGGGCUUCUUAUUUCAGGAGUCUCUGAGAAGCUUAAAAAAAAAAAAAAAGCAAAUUCUUCAAUUAUCACCCACAUCUGUUAAACCAGAAUCUUGGGUCAGGGCCCAGGAUGCUGCAUUUAUAACAAGGGGUUUCUGUUGCACACUAAAAUUUGAAGAAUUCCUUUGAAAUAUUUGAAGUCAUGGAGUAAAGUAAAUAAAGUAAUGGACAUACUUUUUGGUCUGAGGAGAUAAGCAGAUACCUCAAUGACAGGAGGGAGCAAGUCAUAGGAAUAUAUAUGGGAGAUGAAUAUUCCCAGGCAGUGGGAACAUGUGUAAAGAUUCUGAGACAGGAACAUACUUGUCAAAUUUCUAAUAAUAACAAAGAGACCAUUGUUUGAAUUGAGGGAGGAGACAGAGGGUGGUAGGACAUGAGAGACAAGGGCGAGAUCAUGGAGGCUCUUACAGGCCAUCCUAAUACUUGAGAUUUUAUUCCAUACUGCAGUCCAGUCAUUAGAUAAUUGAGAACUUGUAUGUAAUCUUGACUGAUUAAUGAUUUACAAGUAUUACCUGACUGGUGAUAUAGAGACCAGACACUACAGGCCAAGGACAAAAGCAGUGGCAGGUGUGGUAUCAGGUGAGAGAUUCAACUAAAGUAGAAAUGAUGGAGUAUGUGAGAAUUGGUUGGAAUUGAAAUAACUUGAAGAUGGAUUUGACCUCCUGCUUUGACUUUGUAGGACUUUAUUGGGUGGAUUCUGAGAAUUAAAAUGGCUUAGGGGUUGCACACAUUGCGAGCAAGGAGAUUAAUGUGGAGUCAGGGUGCCAUGGGUGAGUCCUCAAGGUUUCUAAUGUCUUAGGUACGCCUUCUAUGCUACAGCUAGGGAAGAGGAGAAUAUGAACUAGAGAAAGGCUAGAAAUGGGUAAUGGCCUGCAAAUGGCUACCAAAGAGAUGUCCAGUUCUCUUAGGUCAUUUAUUUAUUUGGGUCAUUUAUUUUUGUACACAAAUGUUUAUAUGAUUUCCAUUUCCAUAUCACUAUAGGGUUGCUAUAAGUCGGUAUCAAGACAACGGGUUUGGUUUGGUUUUGGUAUCCAAAAACCCAAAACAUUAAUUGGUGUGUGAUUGAACACAUUUUGGUAUGCUCCUACAAAGGAAUACAAAGCAGCCAAAAGAAAUGGAACUAUUCAUACAUGCCACAACAUGGAUGGAUUUCAAAACAAUUACCAGAGGGUUCUUGGGAGAAAGACCUGCGAUCUGCUUCCAUAAAGAUUACAGCCAAGAAAACACUAUGGGGCAGUUCUACUCUAUCUCACAGGGUAGAUCUGAGUAGAAAUGGACUCAUAAGCACCUAAAACAGUAACAACAUGCAAUGUGAAAAAAGCCAGCUGAAAACAGCACAUGCUGUAUAAUUUCAUUCAUAAAUAAAACUAAUUUUUACUGACAGAAAGUGGAUGGAUGUCUGCCUGGGGCAUGGUGUCUUUUGUAUUUGGGCGGGCUUAAGAUGAGGUGAGAUUAAGCUAGAAAGUGCUCACCGUGUCCACUGUUUCUGUUCACGUUGUGAUCACUACAUGCUCCAUACCACCUCAGUUCUCCUGAACCUUAUUCAUCUUCCAGAGGCUCUUCCAUCUCUGGGGUACUCUGAACUCUCCAAAAGUGCUUUUUUCUGCUGUACAGACAAAGGACUUCCUCUAAGAUGGCUGGGCCCAUGAUGCCCUAGCCUAAUGGCAAAAAUACAACUACAUUGCCAACAAUUUUAUCUAGCCUGCUUAAAUUUUAAUAUAGCCUCUAAAACUUUUCACAAUUAGUACAGUGACUGAGCUGUCCAAAAAUUAUUUCAGUUUCUUCCAACCAAGCUACGACGUCACAGUUGCAAUGGGCACUGAAAAAAUAGGUGCCAUUAAGAUGACUGUCUUAGGCUGGGUUAUCUAGAGAAGCAAAAUCAGUGAAGUGUGUGUAUGUGUGUGUAUAUGUGUGUGUGUGUAUAUAUAUGUAUAUAUAGAGAGAGAGAGAGAGCCCUGAUGGUGCAAUGGUUAAGAGCUAUGGCUGCUAACCAAAAGGUCAGCAGUUCAAAUCUAUCAGCCACUCCUUGGAAACUCUAUAGGGCAGUUCUACGCUGUCCUGGUGGGUUACUGAGUUGAAAUCAACUCGACAGCAAUGGGUUUUUAGUUUAUAUAUAUAUAAACACACUUGCGGACACACACACACACACACGUAUAUAUAAACCUUGGUGGCAUAAUGGUUAAUGCUCAGCUACUAACCAAAAUGUUGGCAGUUUGAAUCUACCAGGUGCUCCUUGGAAACUCUGUGGGGCAGUUCUACUCUGUCCUAUAGGGUUGAUAUGUGUUGGAAUCAACCUGAUGGCAAUGGGUAUAUAUAGAUAGAUUUAUCUCAAGAAAAUGGCACAUAUGGUUGUAGAGGUUUGCAAGUCCCGUGUUUGUGGGUCAGGCGUCAGUCUGAAGGCUUCUUCUGACUCACAUAGCUGCAGGGGCUGACAAGCCCAAGAUCAGCAGCUAAGAUGGCAGGCUGCUUGCUCACAGGCUACAGAGGCUGAUGAAUCCUGAGAUCAGUAGGCAAUAUGGCAAGACACUUAAGUCCCAAGAACUGGGGGUCAGAUGAUGAUGAGCUGGAGGCAGGACCCAGAGCAAGCAAGUUUUGCCAGAACAUCCAUACAUAUAUUCAUGCAGGCCACACCCACAAGGAAACUCCCUUUUCAACUGAUUGGCUGCUCACAUCAGAUCACAAAAUAGAGGAUGACUACAUCAUUUCAAAACUGUCAAAUUAUAUAAUUAUGUAACUGCCAAACUACAACUUCACUGCCUAACCACUGAAAAUCAUGGCCCAGCCAUGUUGACACACAACCUUAAACAUUGCAGUCCACCCUUUGUCAGCUUGGCACCUGUACACAUCUCCUUAAACCAUAAUUGCUAAAAAGACAAUUAUAAACUCAAACUUGCAUCUAACAUACUACAACUGAAAACACAUUAGCCCUGUUUGCGUCUUAUAUUUUGUAAAUGAUAGAGUAAGGGAGGGAAAAAACAAAAAAUAUAUACACACACAUGCAACAAGGAAGCAAUAAUUACAGUCCUCAUUUCUGCAACUGGUUAUGUGGCAGUAACUGAUAUUUAGAACUACCUUCUUUCACCACCCAUUCCAUGUUCCCUUUACCCUCUGCAAGCACCUCAGUUGGUCAUUUUUCUUUGCCUCCUGGGGUGACCCAAACCUUCAUUCCUGAAGAGUCUGGUCCAUUAGUAGUCAAGUGGGAAUUGGGCUGCUGUAGUUUUCCAUUGACUUUAAUCACAGGAAGUAAUAGUACCAAGACACAUCCUAAGAGAUCUCCUGUAUUCGACAUACAGCCAAUAUUGUAACCAUCUUUUUUGCCUGUUGAUACAGAGUCAUGAGGAGCCCAAAGUGGCCAGGUGGCAUUCUUACCUUCUAGUUAAAUGAAAUCAGUGUUGUGUCUCCAGAUGGAAGCAUUCCUCCCUUUGGAAUUAAGACUUCUAGACCCACAGAGCAUAGAGUCAUGAGGACAGGAAGCAAAAAAUAUGCAACUGGGUUACUAGGGGUAAUAGUGAGUGAUGUCACUCUUACUUCCACCCAUUGAUUCCUGAACUCGUGAAUUCUGGCUAUAGGAGAAAAGCACCAUGUAUUGGACAGUGGCUUAGAGCAUAUACAACUUCCUGGAGAACAUUGCCCCAACCCUGCACAGUAUUGCCACCUAGCUGGCACUGUAGUUUUCUUUAGAAGACCAUCCCAUUAUUCUGUGAACAUGGUAAAACCAGUCAGUUACGUGAGCAAGGGCCCAUUACUGCACUUAUUUGCUGUGAACUGAGUCCCUCCAUCAGAGGCAAUGCUGUGUGGGAUACCAUGAUGGUGGAUGAGGCAUCCUGUAAGCCCAUUGAUGGUGGUUUUGGCAGAAGCACUGCAUUCAAGGAAGGCAAAUCAGUAUCCAGAGUAAGUGCCUAUCCCAGUGAGAACAAAACACUGUCCUUUCCAUGAUAGAAGCAGUUGAAUGUAACCAACCUGCUACAAGGUUAGUGGCUGAUCACCACAAGAAAUGGUGCCAUAUUGAGGACUUAGUGUUGGUCUCUGCUGCUGGCAGAUUGGGCAUUCAGCAGUAGCUGUAGCCAAGUUGGCCUUGCUGAAUGGAAGUCAGUGUUGCUGAGCCCACGCAUAACUUCCAUCUCUUCCACUGUGGUCACUUUUUUCAUGAUCCUAUUGGAUAAUGACAGGAGUGACUGGGUAAAGAAGAGGACUGGUUUCCACAGAACACGUCAUCCUAUCCACAUUCACAUGAGACACAAAUACCUUCACUUCUUUGGCCCCUUCAGAGAGGUCUAUCUUCAUACCGCUUCCCUAUACCUCCUUGUCACCAAUUCGACAAUCAUGUUUCUUCCAAAUCCCUGUCCAUCCAGCCAAACCAUUGACCACAGCCCAUGAAUCAGUAUAUAAUCACACAACUGGCCACUUCUCCUUCUAAGCAAAGUGACUGCUUGGAAGUGCAUUUCUGUGAUUUCUGCCCAUUGGGAGGAUUUCCUUUUACCACUAUUCUUCAGAAACGGGCUGUAGUUCUGCCACUGUCCACUUUCAAGUGGCGCCUGCAUAUCAUGCAAAAUCAUCUGUAAGCCAGGCAUGAGUUUUCUCUUCCUCAAUCAACUGAUCAUAAGAAACUCCCCUGAGGGCAUAGGUGUAGACUGGGGGUAGGGGGGAAGGUAAUGUUACAGGAGUGGAGAUCACGGGCAUUAGGGCCACUUCCUCAUGCAACUUGCUUGUAGCUUCAGGACCUGCUUGAGCCCAAUCUCAUAUAUACGACUUCCAUUUAAUGAUGGAUUGCUGCUGUGUAUGUCCAACUUUACGACACUGUGGGUCAGACAACACCCAUUCAUGAUGAGCAGCUCAGGUGGCAUGGUGGCUUGGUGGCCCAUGGUCAGGUGUUCAGUCUCUACUAAGGCCUAAUAACAAGCCAGAAGCUGUUUCUCAAAAGAAUAGUUAUCUGCAGAAGAUGGCAUGACUUUGCUCCAAAAUUCUAAGGGUCCGCACUAUGUGUGA